AUGUACAAUCCUUACCAACCUCCUCAUCUCUAUGGCCGACCUCCAGAGUUUGGCGGCUACCCAGGUGCGCCUCCGGGCAUGCCCCCCCCACCCGGCAUGUCUGCACCUGGAACCGGCCCUCCUCCAGGCGUGCAGCAAGCGAAUGCGCAGCAGCCAGGUCGUCCCGCGGGCUUUCCUCCCAACUUCCAACCGCCCCCGAACAUGCCGAAUAUAAAUUUUAACGCACCUGUCAUUCGACUGGGCACGUCUGGUCCGACAAAGUCUGCCACGCCUGAGGGAAAGGAGCGAGGUGCGGAGACUGCUGGUCGCCGCGCAGGCGUAGGAGCCGGCAAUACGGAGUCGCAGCGUCAGAGUGCGCGCGAUGCGAUGAUGCAACUGCAGCCGCGACGAAGGAUGAAAUCCU
Molecule: messenger RNA, 403 nt
Organism: Rasamsonia emersonii CBS 393.64
Lineage: Eukaryota; Fungi; Ascomycota; Eurotiomycetes; Eurotiales; Trichocomaceae
Exons: 3
Source: RefSeq, a predicted model, not a curated record